GAAUAACCAUGGCCGAGACGGUGGACUUCGCGAGCAGCGACGGGGAGGCGUGGCGCGCUGCGCUGGCCGCGUACGACCGCCGGCUCGCGACCCUGGACAAGCCCGACCUCCUAGAGGCGGACUCCUUCUACCGCCACGACCUCCCCCUUCUGCUGCGCCGCCGCGACCCGGACCCCUACCUCGCCAAGUCCGAGCUGGUUCAGCUACUCCAGUGGAAGCUCUCGCGCGGCAAGUGGAGGCCGAGGCUGAUGGAUUUCGUCAAAAGCUUGGGUGAUGCAGUUGUAGAAUCAGCGUCGCGCAAGGCGUUUGCAGCGCUGCCCGACCUCAGCAAGGCCAUCACGGAGCUCACCGUGCUCAAGGGCGUUGGCCCCGCCACUGCAUCCGCGGUGCUCGCUGCAUAUGCACCUGAUGUAGCGCCAUUCAUGUCGGAUGAAGCGAUGGUAGCCGCCUUGGGUAAUGCAAAGGAGUACACUCUGAAGCAGUACCUAGCAUUCGCUGAGAAGUUGCAGGCUAAAGCGAAGGAGCUGAGCGUGGGAGGAGAAAUCUUCACGCCUUCGGAUGUUGAAAGAGCGCUGUGGAGCUCGGCAAUCGCCUCCAAGCCAGUGAAGAAACCAGCAAGUGGCAAGAGAAAACGAUGACUUGUGCUGUACUACUAGCUAUAAUCGUUUGCUGGUUGUAGGCCUUAGAUCGAUCUUUGUAGGUUGUAUGACAUGUACUUGAUGCAUUUGGAUCAGCCCAAAAUAUUUGUUAGGUGUGCACCUGCUGAGCUUGGUAUUUGGCUAUCAGAGGAUGACCUCGUGUAUCCGACCAAGGUUCUCUCUUUUGCUAUCAGAAGAUGACCAAUGUAGCCGCCUAUAAAAUUGUCAUCAAAUCCAUAGAACUCGAUUCACAAUUUUCUUAGACCUAUUACAG
Lolium rigidum is the source of this 912-nucleotide messenger RNA. RefSeq lists its product as uncharacterized. The transcript has 4 exons. Bases 9 to 638 code for a protein of 209 amino acids. Lineage: Eukaryota; Viridiplantae; Streptophyta; Magnoliopsida; Poales; Poaceae. The record is from RefSeq and is a predicted model, not a curated record.